UCAGGCGAGCUUUUUGAGACCUCCCCCGGCUGCGAUCGGCUAUUCUCGUCUACUUUCGAGGCGAGCCGCAACGUGUCUCAAACAAGCCUACUAGCUAGGUUUUUUAACGAUUCGAAAUGUUACAAUAUUUUUUUGUUAAAAAAAAGUGUAUUUGUGUAAUAUAAAGUUAUAAUGAAUAAUAAGCAUAGUAAUAAGACGUUACCCAUUUAAGCUAGCAGUGUGAGGGUGUCACUGCCAGAACUAAUUAGCAGUUAGUUUCUUUUAAAAUGGCGCUAGCUAUUGAGCUUCUUCAAUGGCUAGCUAGCUAACGUGUUAGCAAACAACUGCUUAGCUUCUUAAAUUCCUCAUUGAUAUUUUGGAGACACUGAGCGACAUGGACGGGCCUCCGACUGCAGUCCUCUUUCUCCCGACAUGCCGAAAAAACACGGACACACUCUCCAUUGGUGCUCCGGAUUCAUGCGGAGUGUGGAGCUGCCUUGCCGGGUGCCAAUCAGAGAGAGGGGGGGGGGGGGGGGAGGGAGGGGGAGAGACGCAUGGGAUGCUGAUGACUGAUCCUCACUGAGAGGAUGCUAUCGAUCAGGCUUGCAAGACGCUCUUCCUCCCACUGUGAUAAAUAUGCUGAUUUGCGCAAUUGGAUUUGCUUCUGCUGCUCCUCAUUGGCUAAUUGAAUAAGGUAAUGUGAGCACACUGCAUGGGACAGCCGAGUGAUCAAUGCAGAACCCCUCAGCGCUGUUCGGGAUGGUGAGCCACUGUCAGACCCAAACUUUCUCAGACUUUCCCGGCCUUUCGCUCUCCGUGUACGGCAGCAAGGCGGACCUGUGUUCGUGGAGAGCCGGCAACGGUGGUUUCGGAUCGCAGAUUUGCCGGAGCCCAAAUGAAACCCCGACGCACAUGAACUGCGCCAGCCAGAAGAGAUUCAGCGCGUCCGAAGAAAAGGCGCAUCAUGCGGCCAAAGCUCCGCGAUCGUGCCUGUCUCUCCCCCCCGUGCAAGUGAAUGGUGCGUACUGCUCAGAGAAGGAUUUGGACACGGAGCUGGGUGACGCUGAGGGCACCCUGAUGCGAUGUGGGCAGAGCCUGCUGGUGGGGGGUCAUUUAGGGGGGCUUUAUACCCAGAGCCUCCACUGUGACAGACCUACACCCGACCUCAUUCUGCAGGACGGCCCUCACCAAGACACCAGAUCCUGCUCUGCCUUCCAGAGGACCCUGCCGGGGGCCUCACCGGGAUCAGACUGCGGCACCGCCAACAGGGCCCGCUCCUCUCUCCCUUACCCAAUCAAACAAGAGAACUCAAUGGGCUACAAGAUCUCCAACACCGGGGUCCACAGCUCGUCUCAGGCCGGGUUUCAGAACUGUAGCGGAGGCCAAGUCUUGGGGAUGACGAGGGACGAGCUAGUUGGAGCGCCACAUGUUAAUACCAGCGCUAGUGGCGUGUGCACAGUAGGUAGUGCUGUGUCCGAGAACGCAGUGCAUCCGUUUAAUAAUGAAGAUGGCUCCUCCCCGUUGGCUUUGUCCCCGUCUGCCUCCCGUCAUUCAGCGCGGCUGCUCAGUGCUAGCAGUCUGAGGAGACGCUGCCUGUCUUUCGCCUCACAGUCCUCUGCCGCCGCCGCGGCCGCUAGCGUCGCUGCCUCAUCGUCCCCAUCGACUCCCGAGGAGAUCAAUAUCACCGCCAUCAUCUGCUCCUCCUCCCAGAUGUCGAUGGUGGCUUGCGUCAACGGUUUCCGCUCAAACCUCUCGCCCAGCAGUGCCGGCUUCUCCUCCUCUUCCUCCUCCUCCUCCUCCUCCUCCUCCUCUACAUCCCCACCCUCUAACUCCUGCUCCCGGGAAGCCCCCCUGAGGCCCCCACCUCACGGCAGCCCCCAGCAGCACACGCUACAGGAGAGCUGUCAGCUAUCAUCACCUGCCACCUGCCUGCUGUCCCUCUCCUCCUCCUCCUCCUCCUCCUCCUCCUCAUCAUCAUCCUCCUCUUCAGUGUCAUCAGUGGAGCAGGAGCAGGGGCAGAGCCAGGGGCCGUGUGAGGAGCGGGGCUCCAUGCUGCAGGGCCGUGGGGCUGGAGGAGCAGCCGGGGGAGGAGGAGGAGGGGGAGGAUCGGACGGGUUGGGGCUACUGAUGAGUGGGGCCCUGAUGUCCGGGAUGUUGCAUUCAGGGCCUGAAGCUGCGACUCUCCUGGACGGGGGCCAAAGAUCAGGGGCGGUCCUCAAACAGGAGCCCCUGGAUGACUUUUCUCCCAGCGAAGACGAACUCUUUCAGCACCACUAUCAUCACCACCAUCACUUGAGUGGUCGCAGCGGGCAGCUACGUCAGCCUCACCACCCCUCUCGCCCCGCUAUGCCCCCGCCCUACCACCUGCACCAAUACCAGGGGCCCGGUCCUGGGGGUCUGCUGCACCACCAGAGCCAGCAAACAGCACCGCCCUCCUCCCUGGGACUCAAACCGACCUCUGGAGGCCCUCCGGGGUCUCACACGGAGCGGGAAGAAGUGGGAGGAGGCGCGCUGGUGGAUAAGCAGGUGUGUCGCUGGAUCGACUGCAGCGCCGCGUACGAGCAGCAGGAGGAGCUGGUGAGGCACAUCGAGAAGGUCCACAUCGACCAGCGCAAAGGAGAGGACUUCACCUGUUUCUGGGCCGGCUGCAUCCGCCGCUACAAGCCCUUCAACGCCCGCUACAAGCUGCUCAUUCACAUGAGGGUCCACUCCGGAGAGAACCCAACAAGUUGCCUUUUCGAGAGCUGUAACAAAGCGUUUUCACGUCUGGAGAACCUGAAGAUCCACCUGAGGAGCCACACAGGAGAGAAGCCGUACCUGUGCCAGCACCCCGGCUGCCAGAAAGCUUUCAGCAACUCCAGCGACCGCGCCAAGCAUCAGCGCACUCACCUGGACACGAAACCAUACGCAUGUCAGAUCCCCGGCUGUACCAAGCGCUACACAGAUCCCAGCUCUCUACGCAAACAUGUCAAGAUCCACUCGGCCAAAGAGCAACAGGUGCGUAGAAAGCUGCGGCCCUGUCCUCACCUGGAGCAGGACGUCCUGAGUGACUGUCUGUCCAUGCAGCACCUCCACAGCUCCACCUCCUCGCAGCACCUCUACAACAAAGAUGGCCGUUCUCCCGGACUGGGCCAAGACAUCUUCACAGGUCUGUACGCUGGCUCCAGCACCCCCCACCACAGCGCCUCAGUGGAGCUCCUCCCCCCCAACCCCUCCUCCGUCCCCUCCGCUGACCUCCCCUCCAGACAGCACCGCCUGGACCGGGACCUCGGCAGCCCCCACCACCUGUCCCCGCUGGCAGCCAUGGACCCCAGAGACGGGGUGUCGGGUCCCCUCCUGUCUCCAGGGAUGAAGGCAACAGGGACGCCUCCUCCUCCUCUGGAGAAACAGCACCUCCACCCUCACCACAAGCCCUACUCUCACUAUCACCACCAUCAGCCUGCCAACGACGAAUACCAGGGCAGCUUUCAGAACUGCUUCCAUUUUGGGGACUCGUACAGGAUGGAGCAGACGGUCGGAGGCGUCCACGUCCCCGCAGACUCUCAAAACUACAACUCCCAUCAGCACAACGGCUUCCACAUGAGCACCAGCAACACCGGCACUGCAGGCUUCAACCUGACCCAGGAGCUCCAGGGCGGCGCAGGAUGUCAGUUCUCCUCCAGCCCCGAGGAAAACAUUUUCUUCCAGGUGGGAAACUUCGACCGCAGCCUGAGCCACAUGUCCUCCGUCUACUCAGAGACUUAGAGCAGAAACGCUUCAUCACCACACACUCCUUCGUCCUCACAGCUGGAUCCCUCUUCUCUACUUCCCGUUUCCUCUUUUUUUAACAUACUAAGAUAUGGGUCACUCUGAAUAUCUAAACAAUGUAUACCUUGAUCUAUCCUACGCUGCAGAUGGAUGUGUAACCAGCAGGAUGUCAUUAACUUCUCACCUGAAGUAAUUAAAUGAUGAAAAAUGGCUCAAAAUAGUUCCCCUUCCUUUAUGAUUUGUGACCCUUUAAAGAAGGACGUCAUGUCACAGGUUGCAUAUUCCUUCCAGUUGUGACGAGUUUAACCAAACAAUAGUUUCCUUGUCCUAAGUGAAUCAUUUUAGCAUGACAGAUUCUCCAGUAAUUCAUAUUUUACAAAACAAAGAUCAGCGUCUUGCUCUUCCAAUGUAUGAAUGACACAAGUCAAAGAAGUAACACAGAACUGUCCUUUUAUUAGCAAAGUCAAAGAAGCUUAAAAAUCAAGAUGUACAAAAUUAAAAUGUGCCCUUCAGUCGAUUACAGAACAAAAAUGCUUUAUUUCUUCGAUUCUUAAAUCACAUCUAGAACUCAUGUACACAAGCAGGUUUUUCAGCGUAAUUAUAUUAACUUCGAACACAACAAAGCAACUGAAGUCCUCUCCCUCCUCUUCAUGUGUUUGCUCUCUAAUCUACAUCCUUCAAUCUGUCUCAGACUGAAGUGUACAUUAGAAUAUAUAUAAAUGUUGCCGUGUUUUAAGCAGUGGAAAAAAAACUUGUUUGUAUUUUGUCAUUAAGUGUUUUGCUUUUUUUGAUUUAUCUCUGCAGGAGGGUUUGAACUCAUUAAAUCUGCAAUAAUGCAGAAGAAAACCCACCUACUUUAUUAUUAUUAUUAUAUGUAUAAAAUGUACAGUUUGUUUACAGCAAUCAUUUGAAUGUUUGUCAUUUCUCAAUUUAAGGAAUAAAUAAUUGAAUGAUCA
Gymnodraco acuticeps is the source of this 4682-nucleotide messenger RNA. It is a transcript of the gene glis1b, whose product is annotated as zinc finger protein GLIS1. Gene Ontology annotation, cellular component: nucleus. The record is from RefSeq and is a predicted model, not a curated record. Gene Ontology annotation, molecular function: DNA-binding transcription factor activity, RNA polymerase II-specific; RNA polymerase II cis-regulatory region sequence-specific DNA binding. Bases 712 to 3723 code for a protein of 1003 amino acids. The transcript is spliced from 13 exons. Gene Ontology annotation, biological process: regulation of transcription by RNA polymerase II. NCBI's taxonomy places the organism in Eukaryota, Metazoa, Chordata, Actinopteri, Perciformes, Bathydraconidae.